UUUCCGCCUGCCUGGGGACAGCGAGCAAUCGCACGUGUGGCUGGACCUGAGGGCAGGCCGGGAUCCGCGGGCUUUCCCGGUCCUGCCGGACCAAAGGGUGACCUGGGUUCCAAAGGCGAGCAAGGCUUCCCAGGGCCCAAGGGUGAGAAGGGGGAACCUGGCAGCAUCUUCAGCCCUGAUGGCAGAGCUCUGGGCCCCACCCAGAAAGGAGCGAAGGGAGAGCCAGGUUUCCGAGGACCCCCGGGUCCGUAUGGACGGCCUGGGCACAAGGGAGAGAUUGGCUUUCCUGGACGGCCGGGUCGCCCCGGGAUGAACGGAUUGAAGGGAGAGAAGGGAGAACCAGGAGAUGCCAGCCUCAGUUUCGGCAUGAGGGGCAUGCCCGGCCCUCCAGGGCCUCCAGGGCCCCCAGGCCCUCCUGGGACACCCGUCUUUGACAACAACGCAUUUGUGGAGUCUGGCCGCCCAGGGCCUCAAGGAUUGCAAGGGGUGCAGGGGCCAUCUGGACCAAAGGGCGAUAAAGGAGAAGUGGGCCCACCAGGACCACCAGGGCAGUUUCCCUUUGACCUCCUUCACUUGGGAGCUGAAAUGAAGGGAGAGAAGGGAGACCGAGGGAACACCGGACAGAAAGGCGACAGGGGUGAGCCCGGACCCAGCACUGGCUUCUUCGGUUCAAGCGUGCCUGGGCCCCCUGGCCCACCAGGAUACCCUGGGAUUCCGGGUCCAAAGGGAGAGAGCAUCCGAGGCCAGCCUGGACCUCCUGGACCUCAAGGACCUCCUGGCAUUGGCUAUGAGGGGCGCCAGGGCCCCCCUGGGCCUCCAGGCCCACCAGGGCCCCCCUCGUUCCCCGGACCUCACAGGCAGACUGUCAGCAUUCCUGGCCCCCCAGGCCCGCCUGGACCCCCAGGACCCCCUGGAGCCAUGGGCACCUCCUCAGGGCAGGUGAGGAUCUGGGCCACAUAUCAGACCAUGCUGGACAAGGUGCGUGAGGUGCCCGAGGGCUGGCUCACCUUUGUGGUGGAGAGAGAAGAGCUCUACGUCCGAGUCCGAAAUGGGUUCCGGAAGGUCCUGCUGGAGGCCCGGACACCGCUCCCACGUGGAACGGACAAUGAAGUGACCGUCCUGCAGCCCCCAGUGGUGCAGCUGCACGAGAGCAGCCCUUACACCCGGCGGGGACACUACCACUCCACAGAGCGGCCCUGGAGGGCAGACGACAUCCUGGCUGGCCCUCCACGCCUGCCAAACCCCCAGCCCUACCCCGGGGCUCCACACCACCAUGGUUCCUAUGUGCAUCUCCGGCCGGCCCACCCCACGGGCUCUCCUGCCCACACCCACCAGGACUUCCAGCCAGUGCUCCACCUAGUCGCACUCAACAGCCCGUUGCCGGGCGGCAUGCGUGGUAUCCGAGGAGCUGACCUCCAGUGCUUCCAGCAGGCGCGGGCCGUGGGGCUGGCCGGCACCUUCCGCGCCUUCCUGUCCUCACGGCUGCAGGACCUCUACAGUAUCGUGCGCCGCGCUGACCGCGGGGCUGUGCCCAUCGUCAAUCUCAAGGACGAGGUGCUGUUUCCGAGCUGGGAGGCCCUGUUCUCAGGCUCCCAGGGCCAGCUGCAGCCCGGUUCCCGCAUCUUCUCUUUCGAUGGCAAGGACGUCUUGAGGCACCCCACCUGGCCCCAGAAGAGUGUGUGGCAUGGCUCAGACCCCAGUGGACGCAGGCUGACCGAGAGCUACUGUGAGACAUGGCGGACGGAGGCUGCCUCAGCCACAGGCCAGGCCUCCUCAUUGCUGACAGGCAGGCUGCUGGAGCAGAAAGCCGCAAGCUGCCACAACUCCUACAUCGUCCUCUGUAUUGAGAACAGCUUCAUGACCUCCUCCUCCAAGUAGGGCCUCUACCGGCUGAGACGGUGCACGGAGAGGUGGCCGAGAGGAUAGGCACAGGGCAGGGAGUGUCUGACCAGCCUCUGGGACCUGGCUGGGAUCCUUUCCUGUAUAGUUCACAUUUCAUGUAACCCUCAAGAAAUAAAAGGAAGCCAAAGAGUAU
Castor canadensis (American beaver) is the source of this 2035-nucleotide messenger RNA. The record is from RefSeq and is a predicted model, not a curated record. NCBI's taxonomy places the organism in Eukaryota, Metazoa, Chordata, Mammalia, Rodentia, Castoridae.